This is a messenger RNA of Andrographis paniculata, 1121 nucleotides long. Its product is annotated as reticulon-like protein B3. Bases 120 to 914 code for a protein of 264 amino acids. NCBI's taxonomy places the organism in Eukaryota, Viridiplantae, Streptophyta, Magnoliopsida, Lamiales, Acanthaceae. The transcript is spliced from 5 exons. The record is from RefSeq and is a predicted model, not a curated record.
GGCCAGUGUGGUUUCCGUUUCAAUCUUUCACCCACUCAGUGUGAGUGUCCUGUCUGUCCUCGUUCCACUCUCCCCAACCCAUAACAAAAUCAGUCUUUAGCUUCAAUUCUCUGUUUGCAAUGGCGGAUCAUCACAAGGAGCGGGAGAGGGACGUGGAGCAGAAGGAGGAGGAGGAGAAAAAAGGCGAACCUUUGCUUCAAAAGAUUGCCGACAAAAUUCAUGCCGAUGAUUCCCCUUCUUCGUCCGAUUCCGACUGUGAGAGGAAGUAUUCCAUUAAGGCCAAAGUCUACAGUCUCUUCGGCAGGGAGAAGCCUCUUCAUGGCGUCCUCGGAGGUGGAAAACCUGCUGAUGUGUUGUUGUGGAGGGACAAGAAGCUGUCAGGAGGAGUGCUAGUUGUGGCUACAGCUAUCUGGUUUUUACUAGAUAUCCUUGAAUGUCACAUGUUCACCGUCAUCUGUCAUGGUUUAAUCCUUGGACUGGCAAUUGUGUUUCUGUGGUCACAUGCCAAUAGCUUCAUUAAAAAAUCUGGUCCACGGAUUCCCAAUGUUCACAUUCCAGAAGAUCCUGUAUUGAAGGUUGCCUCUGCUGUGAGGAUUCAAAUAAAUCAUGCAUUUUCAGUUUUGAGGGAUAUUGUUUCAGGAAGGGAUGCGAAGAAGCUUUUCUCGCUGAUCGCGGGUUUGUGGGUUAUCUCCAUAGUGGGAAGUUGGUGUGACUUUGUGACGCUUAUGUAUGCAACUACCCUACUGGCUUUAGCAUUGCCUCUAGCUUAUGACAAGUACGAGUACCAAGUGGACUGUUUUGUUGAGAAGGCAAUGGAACAAUAUGCGGAAUUUGAUGCUAAAGUGUUGAGCAAGAUCCCCAGGGGAAGGAGAGGAGCUUCAAAAGAUACAAAACAAGACAAAAGAGGAGACUAAACAAGGUUACACCCUAAUACAGGAUUUGCUGCUGCAUUUCCCUACUGCAGGCUAGUAGAUGUAGAUGGAUCGUUUGAAUUUGGAUUCAUCAUGGUCUGUCUGGCCAUGGAGAUUGUGAGCAAUGAAUGAUUGACAAUGUUAUGUACCCUACAGCAACAGAAAUAUGAGGUGCAGAGUUCACUUGUGGAUGGUUGUGGCGGGACUUAA